This is a messenger RNA of Hydractinia symbiolongicarpus, 1641 nucleotides long. Its product is annotated as leucine-rich melanocyte differentiation-associated protein-like. Lineage: Eukaryota; Metazoa; Cnidaria; Hydrozoa; Anthoathecata; Hydractiniidae. The coding region runs from base 52 to 762 and encodes 236 amino acids. The transcript is spliced from 6 exons. Gene Ontology annotation, biological process: melanocyte differentiation. The record is from RefSeq and is a predicted model, not a curated record.
AAAGAAUAAUAAAGUUCAUCAGUGUUGGUCAGUGGAAAAAUUAAAAGAUAUAUGUAUUAUGGAACAUCUAUUCUCAGAUGGCAGUGUAAGUUAUCUUUUGUUGGACAGGACGUUGAGUGUAUACCACCAUGGCUAUCUAAAAAGUAUGGAACUAAUACAAAGCGAAUAGAUUUAAGUUACAAUAGACUAAGGAGUGUCAAGGGGUUGGUUGGCUUUGCAGAGUUGCUCGAACUUGUUCUGGAUAACAAUCAACUAUCGGAUGAUGUGGAGUUUCCACAAGUCAACACUUUGGAGACAUUAACUAUAAAUAAAAAUAAUAUAAAAGAUUUAGAGACUUUUCUAAGCAAGGUGAAAGAAAAACUACCAAAUCUCAAAUACCUUUCCAUGCUUGGUAAUGAGGCGUGUCCUAAUCAACUAAGCAGUUACGAAAACGACGAAGAAGACUAUCAAAGAUACCGUUACUACACAAUAUACUGUCUGCCGAAAUUAAAAUUUCUCGACUCGACCCCCGUGACUGCUGAUGAAAGAAAAGAAGCUCAAAGAGUUGGUGCGUAUAUGAAAGUUGUGACGUCAGAAAUAACCGAAUCGUCGCCUACCGAAACUAACAAAUCAGAUAAAAACGCAUCCAACGAUUUGUACUCUCCGCUACCAUCAACAGAUUCAAGAGAAGGCGAUCAUAAAAGUUCGUUUGGUAAAUGUCGGUAUGUUUAUUAUGGAAAACAUUCGGAAGGAAAUCGAUUUAUUGUAAACAACGACUUGUAAAUAAAAAAAAAAUAUCUUCUACUCCCAAUGUGAUGUGGUUUGUGGGUUUGGGUCUGGUCCUGUGGAAUAAAACGUUUCCAAGAAUAAAUGAAUAAUGUGGAUAAAAAUAAACGCAUAUUAUAAUGUAUGGGCAGAAAUUCAGAAUUUCAGGUUCGGUAUAUUUCUAUCGAGGCUUUUGUUUUAAGCUAUAGUCAAAUGUCCCGUCGGUAUUCCUAUCUCUUUUUGCCUUUUGGAUUUAAAGAUUAGUUCAAAAGAUAAUUAUUUUUAACUGUUCUUUUGUUUAAAUAAUUAUUGAUCAUGUGUUACAGAAUAGCCUGCCUCGACCCUGCUUUUUCACGCAUUACUCAAAGAUCAAACUUGUCAAAUUUUGGUUUAUUGAGCUUGCUUUCCGGUUUUGUUGUAAUGUGUAAAUGACAAAGAAUGAAAAGUUCACAAACGUAUAUUUCAUUUGUGUGUUUGUAUUUUUCCAGUGCCAUAUAUUUGAGUUAUUUUGUUUUAUCUAUAAAGUAACAAAAAUAUUGACUGUCGAAAUGGUUGUUUUCGCUUACUAUCGACUAUUAAAGCCUGUGUGAGAGAGAGAUAACACGGUCGUUCGUUCGUUCGCUUGAUCACAUAUUCAAAACUCGUGGAAACAAAUUUUGAGAAUGUAAAAACAUAUAUAUUUUUUAAUUUAUUAUUUUGCUACGACUUAAUAUUUUCACAAUUUAGAGUGUGCGACCUCGUCCUCAUGGUCUUUUAUUGCUUUAUAUCGACAGUGAUAGACCCUGGGGACGAGGUUGGGUUAGUGAUGUUUAGUUCUCUCACUUUACCCUUUAUGUACUGUCACAAUAUAUAUUUUAUUUUUAUUUUUAUAUUAUCAGAAAUAUUACAAGUUUACGA